This is a messenger RNA of Cotesia congregata, 4452 nucleotides long. NCBI's taxonomy places the organism in Eukaryota, Metazoa, Arthropoda, Insecta, Hymenoptera, Braconidae. The record is from the annotation of a GenBank genome assembly.
AUGGAACAAAAAAGUGGAAAAGAGGUACCGGAAGCUGUGUUUGAAAAUGGAAUUUGGAAAGGAACAAAAAUUAAUUUUCCAGAAGGGUAUCAUCGAAUUGGAAAAAGAAUUCUUGCACAAUUAAGAAAAUAUCCUGAUUUUAUAGGACAGAUUGAUGGUGCGAGUGGAAAAAAAGACACUUAUCAAAUGAUGAGCGACAGAAGCAUCAGGUGUGCGUUAUGGCUCAAAAAACAGGGAAUAAAAACCGGAGAUGUAGUUGGUUUUUGUUCAAAAAACCAUUUAGACAGUUGCAUACCCUUCUUUGCUUCUUUUUUUAUGGGUGCAAUUUUCAAUCCUUGGUGGGACAGUUCUUUAGACGAAGAACUGGUUCUCUAUUUUUUGAAAACAGCAAACCCCAAAGUGUUGUUUAUCGAUGAAGAAUCUGCAGAAAUAAUAAUGAAAACACUCGAAAAAAAUAACUAUGCAUUGCCUGUUGUCGUUUUUGGACAAAAAACUGGUCUGUUAUUCUUUGAGGAUAUUUUAAAAGCUCAAAAUGAUGAACAAGUGACAACUUUUGAGUGUACCGAUACAGAAGCUGAAGAACCAGCGAUAAUAAUGUACACUUCGGGUACAACGAGUAAUCCCAAAGGAGCUUUGCACUCUAAUCGAUCAUUAGCUCAUAUAAUAUCCCAUUAUCCGACUGAUAACACUUCACAAAUUAUUCUGUGGUUUUCUACACUCUGCUGGAUAUCGGGAAUAAUGGUCACGUUGCGGUCGAUAUUUUACAAAUAUACUAUGAUAAAUUCUCAUCAUACAAGUGAAGAAGAUGCUUGUCGAUUCAUUGAAAAAUAUAAGGUUACUAGAAUAAUGAUGGGAACAAGUUUUGCCAACAGGUUUAGCAAGAGACCGAACGUUUGGAACUAUGAUUUAUCCUCGCUAAGUUUACUAAUGGUCGGCGGAGGAGUUCUAUCAAAAGAAAUAACUAAAUUUCUCCAUAAACUGUUCAAAAACGCUGAAAUUCACGUUCUUUAUGGUAGCACCGAAUUUGGAAUAACAGUAGUAACAGGACCCAAUUCACCUAAAGUGAUUGCUCCUAAAGGAUUAGUCUCCUGUGGAAGAGCGCUAGCUAAUGUGGAAAUAAAAAUCGUGGAUCCAGAAACAAACAAAAUUUUGGGUCCAAAUGAAGAAGGAGAGCUGUAUUGCAGAGCUCCAACACUAUUGACUUGCUAUUGGAAUAAUCCUUUGGCGACUGAAGAAGUUUUUGAUUCUAAUGGUUGGUUCUGCUCUGGAGAUUUGGGAUACUAUGACGAAGACGGCGAUAUUUUUAUUGUUGAAAGAAUAAAAGAGCUGAUAAAAUAUCGCCUACAUCAUGUGGCGCCAGCGGCUAUUGAAAAUGUGAUACAAGAGUUACCAGGUGUCGCUGAAGUAGCUGUUGUUGCAAAACCUAACCUUGAAGAUCUAGAACAACCUAUGGCUUUUGUUACUAGAGUUCCUGGAAUGGAAAUAACUGAGAAUGAAAUUCAUGAAGCUGUAGAAAAAAAACUACAUGACAAAAUGAAACUUCGAGGCGGUAUUUGUUUUCUCGACAAAAUGCCUUACACAACAUCAAAGAAGAUUGCAAAAAAAGAACUCCGCAGGAUGGCUAAAGCUCUAAUUCCCGAACCAACUUAUGAAAAUGGAAUUUGGAAAGGCGGGAAAGUUGAAAUGCCCGACGGAUACUACAAAAUUGGUGAAAGGAUACUUAAUCAGUUCAAAAAGUACCCAGAUUUCAUUGGACAGAUCGAUGGAACUACGGGAAGAAAAGACACUUAUACAGAUAUGGGCGAUAGAAGUAUAAGGUGCGCAUUGUGGCUCAAAAAACAAGGAGUCUCUCCUGGAGAUAUCGUUGGAGUUUGUUCAAAAAUCCAUUUGGACAGUUGCAUACCUGUUUAUGCUUCUUUUUACAUAGGAGCCAUCUUUAACCCUUGGUGGGAUAGUUGCUUAGACGAAGAACUCGUGGAGAAUUUAAUCGAAACGGCCCAGCCAAAAGUUUUAUUCAUCGACGAAAACUAUGCAGACGUAAUAAUUAAAACAAUAACUAAGAUGGGAUGUUCGUUACAAAUUGUAAUUUUUGGAAAAAAAAAUGGCUAUUUGUCUUUCGAGGAUGUACUAAAAACGCAAACUAAUGAAGAUGUAGAAAAAUUUGAGUGUACAAAAGUGGAACCGAAAGACCCAGUCUUUUUAGUUUACACUUCUGGAACGUUAGGUUUUCCAAAAGGGGUCUUGCACUCUUAUCAUUCUGUCGCUCAUAUGCUCAGAUAUUACGCGGAUGAUGACAUACCGUCGAUAGAUCUAUAUUUUUCUAGACUCUGCUGGAUAUCUGGGACUAGGACGGUAUUGAGGUCGAUAAUAUUUAAAGCUACCAUGAUUGUCACUCGACUAUGGAUGGGAACACCAAUAUUAAAUAGAUUCAUUAAAAUAAAAGGCAUAGAAAAGUACGAUCUAUCGUCAGUUAAACUGGUAUCUUACGGUGGUGCAGCGGCCAAUGGACAAACUAUAAGAAUGUUACCAAGAUUGUUCAAGAACGCGGAUUUUUCUGCUCGUUACGGUGCUACCGAAGUUGGUACCGCGACAAUUGGGUCAACAAGAUCUGAUAAAUUUGACUCUUGCGGAAAAGUAUUUUUUAACGUAGAAAUCAAAGUUAUUGAUCCAGUUACUAAUAAGAUUUUGGGUCCAAAUGAAAAAGGGGAACUCUGCAUCCUAAGUCCGAAAUUAAUGAUUGAUUACUGGAAAAAUCCAGCGAAAAUUGAAGAAAUCGUCGAUUCAGAUGGAUGGUACCACAGCGGAGAUUUGGGAUAUCAUGACAAAGCCGGGGUUUUCUUCAUUGAAACCAGAAUUAAAGAUUCUAUAAGGUGUUACUUAUUUGAUGUAAUACCGAGAGCUGUUGAAAACGUGAUAGAAGGGUGUCCAGGAGUUGCAGAAGUAGCCGUCGUUGCUAAGCCAAGCUUUGAACAUUACCAAGUUCCAAUGGCUUUUGUCACAAAAAUUCCCGGAAUGCAUAUUACGGAGAAGGAAAUAAUCGAAUUUGUAGAAAAGAAUCUAUCAAACGAAGUUAGACUUUUAGGCGGUGUUUGUUUUUUAGAUAAAAUGCCAUGUACACCUUCAAGAAAAAUUGCUAAGCAUCGACUUUACGCUAUGGCGAGAACUAUUUCGAAGCAGCAAACUCGAGAAAUACCAAAGCCGGUUUGUGUGGAUAGAAUUUGGAAAGGUUUUAAAGUAAGUUUGCCAGAAGGAUUUUUUAAAAUUGGUGAAAAAAUUUACACUCAGUUUAAAAAGUUUCCUGAUUUCGUUGCACAGGAGCCAUUUUCAAUCCCUGACCUUGUAAUGUAUUUUGUAAAAACGACUAACCCAAAAGUUUUAUUCUGCGACGAAGACAACGCAGAAAUAAUAAUAAAAGCGCUAAAAACAAUGGAAAGUUCUCUGCCAGUAGUCUUCUUCAGCGAAAAAUUCAACAUGCCUUUCCAAGACAUUCUAAAAGCUCCAAGCGCUGAAGAAGUAAAUAAAUUUGAAUGCACCAAGAUAGAAGCCAAGGACCCGAUGAUUAUUCUUUACACCUCGGGAACAAUGAGCUACCCCAAGGGAGCUUUGCACACUUAUCAAUCAUUCGUUAGUAUGAUAAGUUACUACCCGCCUGACACUACGCCGCAAAUUGUUCUCUGGUUUUCCGGGCUUUGCUGGAUGUCAGGGCUACUAACAGUCUUACGGUCAAUUAUCGCCAAAGCCACCAUGAUUGUUUAUCAUAAUUUGAGCGAAGAAGACGCCUGCAGACUAGUUGAAAAAUAUAAGGUUACGAGGAUGUCCAUGGGAGCGAGCACAGCUAACAGGCUUAGCAAAACAAAAGAAGCCUGGAAGUAUGAUGUGUCUUCUUUGAAGAUUGUGAGUUAUGGAGGAGGAAUUGCUACCAAAGAGGUCAUUGAAGCUUUGAAAAAUUUAAUCAUGGGACCAAAUGAACAAGGCGAGUUGUGUUGCAGAACUCUGAUGCUAAUGACUCGCUAUUGGAAUAACCCAACAGCUACUGAAGAAGUUAUUGACUCUGAAGGAUGGUACCACACUGGAGAUUUGGGAUACUAUGACGAAGACGGCGAUUUUUUCAUUGUUGAAAGAAUAAAAGAGCUGAUAAAAUAUCGCCUUCAUCAUGUGGCACCAGCGGCCAUUGAAAAUGUGAUACAAGAGCUUCCAGGGGUCGCUGAAGUAGCUGUUGUUGCAAAACCAAGUCUUGAAGAUCUAGAACUUCCAAUGGCUUUUGUAACCAGAGUUCCUGGGAUGCAGGUUACCGAGACUGAAAUUCAUGAGGCUGUAGAAAAAAAUUUACAGGAUAGAAUGAAACUCCGCGGUGGUAUUUGUUUCUUAGACAAGAUGCCUUAUACGACUUCAAAGAAAAUUUCUAAAAGAGAACUUCGAGCGAUGGCAAAAGAUAUGGUGAAGAAAGCAUGA